CCCGUCCGAUUUCUUCGAACAAAAGAAAGAUAAAAAAAGAAGAAGAAAAGGAAAGAGAGAGAGAGAGAGAAAAAAAAAAAACAAGCGCCAGACAAAUUCGUCUCUCGUUGGAAGUGGAGGCGGAGGCGGAGGCUUUCCCCUGUGCCCUAGGCGCGAUCUGCUCGCUGCUCCGGCUCCGCAGGGAAGGAGCAGCAUGCUCCACAUAGACGCACCACAGAAUACUAAAGAGAGCUUUUUCAUACCAAAGAAGUACAGAAGAAGAUUUGUUCCUUUGUUUCUGAAUCCUGGAAAUCUCUAGCCUGUAGAAGGAGAAAUCCAGGAAUUUCAACUCAAGAGAACAGAUCACAAUAUUUUACCCACGGCACUGUAUCUCGCAAUAUGGCACUGAAAAAUGUAGUCCGUUUCUUUUUGGUGCUGAUACAUGUGAGCAGUUGUUUGGGUCGAUCAGGGAAAAUGUUUUCUCCUGGCUUUGUUUCAUUGUCAGAGUCAUUGCCGAGCUGGCCAAUUUUGAGUGCAGGAAUAUCUGUGACUGCUUCGCUUGUUUUAUCCUUGUUUCUAAUAUUUGAGCAUCUCUGCGCAUACCAUCAACCUGAGGAGCAAAAGUUCUUGAUUGGUCUCAUUCUGAUGGUUCCAGUAUAUGCUGUUCAAUCAUUCUUCUCGUUACUGAACUCAAAUGUUGCAUUUAUAUGUGAAUUGAUGCGGGACUGUUAUGAGGCAUUCGCUAUGUAUUGCUUUGAGAGGUAUCUCAUAGCAUGUUUAGGUGGGGAGGAAAGUACAAUCAGAUUCAUGGAGGGUCGGUUUCAAAUCAGUGAGAGUUCUCCUCUGCUAGAUCUUGAUUAUGAUUACGGCAUUGUGAAGCAUCCUUUCCCGUUAAACUGGUUUAUGAGAAACUGGUACCUUGGUCCUGAUUUUUACCAUGCUGUGAAGGUUGGGAUUGUGCAAUAUAUGAUACUGAAGCCUAUUUGUGCCAUCUUGGCAAUUUUUAUGCAACUUAUUGGAAUCUAUGGGGAAGGAAAAUUUGCAUGGAGAUAUGGGUACCCAUAUUUGGCCAUUGUCCUAAAUUUCAGCCAGACAUGGGCAUUAUACUGUCUUAUACAGUUUUAUACUGCCACCAAGGAGAAGUUGGAACCUAUUAAACCCCUAUCCAAGUUUCUAACCUUCAAAUCCAUUGUAUUUUUGACAUGGUGGCAAGGUAUUGCUGUUGCAUUUCUCUUUUCAACUGGGCUUUUUAAAGGACAUUUGGCGCAAAGGUUUCAAACACGUAUUCAGGAUUACAUCAUAUGCCUUGAGAUGGGGGUGGCUGCAGUGGUUCAUUUGAAAGUAUUUCCAGCUAAACCUUACAGACGUGGGGAGAGAAGUGUUAGCAAUGUUGCUGUGAUGUCUGAUUAUGCAUCUCUGGGAGCUCCAGAUCCUGAAGAAGAACAAGAGAUUGACAACGUAGCAAUCAUGCAAGCUGCUCGUCCUGAUGCCAGGGACCGGAGAUUGAGUUUCCCUCAGAGUGUUCGUGAUGUUGUUUUAGGAAGUGGUGAAAUUAUGGUUGAUGAUGUCAAAUAUACAGUUUCCCACGUCGUGGAGCCUGUGGAGCGGAGUUUUUCCAAGAUAAACCGGACACUUCAUCAGAUCUCUGAAAACGUCAAGCAGCUUGAGAAGCAAAAGAAGAAAGCUAAGGAUGACAGUGAUGUUCCCCUGGAACCAUUUUCAGAGGAAUUCGCGGAAGCUCAUGACAAUGUUUUCGGAGGUAGCGUUAGCGACAGUGGAUUUGCUGGGAAAAGGCACAAGAAUGCAAAAAGGGCACCGUCGUCUCUGAAACCGUUUGACUUCAGAUUAGGCAGAUGGUUCUAGUAGUCAGCCAGUUGUAGGUUAUUGGGUUUUGGUUCUGACCAACAGGGAGCUAACCUCAAAUCCAGCAGUUUAUACAACAUAGGGAUACUGGAGGCAAAGAAAUGACAAUUCUGGAAACUAACGGUUCGCAGGAGGAUGGGGAAUGUAUCUUCACUUUCUUUCCUAAGCUUCCUCUUGUGUUUAUACAACUGAUCCUAGCCCUUGUCAAUUUCAGGAGGCGAUUGUUAGAAAAAAAAAUCAUGAGAACGGCCUUGUUUAGUACUACCAGUUAUUUACACUUGCUACAGGCAAAGAAAUACUGAAUACUGAUGUAACCCUCCUCCCCAAGUUUCUUCGAAUUGACAUGCAUAGAAGGGGUACAUUUGUAAACUGUUGAACAUGUUUCAAAUCGGUAAAGCGAAAUCGAAAGUGAAAGUUCUGUUGCU
This is a messenger RNA of Oryza brachyantha (malo sina), 2267 nucleotides long. Its product is annotated as protein LAZ1 homolog 1. NCBI's taxonomy places the organism in Eukaryota, Viridiplantae, Streptophyta, Magnoliopsida, Poales, Poaceae. The transcript is spliced from 9 exons. Gene Ontology annotation, biological process: transport. The record is from RefSeq and is a predicted model, not a curated record. The coding region runs from base 379 to 1842 and encodes 487 amino acids. Gene Ontology annotation, molecular function: transporter activity.